Penicillium brasilianum is the source of this 1117-nucleotide messenger RNA. NCBI's taxonomy places the organism in Eukaryota, Fungi, Ascomycota, Eurotiomycetes, Eurotiales, Aspergillaceae. The record is from the annotation of a GenBank genome assembly.
CCCGAGUUUCCGUCUGGUUGAGGCCGAUCGCCACUGCACCCUCGACUCUGAUCAACUUCACAGGAUAUAUCCUCAACCCGUCGUUUGCAUCACACAUGGCCCGCUGUGAAUAACAACUGUCUCGCUUAGAGCAUUUCCUCUGUAUACGUCCUCAUCUCUCAAGUACAUCUCCAGUCGGCCCAGCUCCCGCCGUGGGCUGGCGUCAUCCACCAUGUUCUGUCUCCGCAGCUGGCUCCCUCUGCUAUUCAUACCCACGAACGCCUCCCCGCUAUUCAUCAUCUCCUUCAUCGCCCUCACCUACAUCAUCCACCGACCAUGCAUCUAUUGCUCCGCACUCCUCCUCAUCCUCUUUGUAUCAUCCUGCCACUGGUCUGAUCGAUGCAUCUUCGAUCUCCGCAGUAACUGGUUCGCCCCGCGCUACAGUUCCGCGCCCGCCGAUAGCUUCGUUUCAGGGAACGCCACCAUGGAGGCGCCUUUGCCCGGUGACAGCCUUGCUAGCUUCGUCUUUGACACCUUCAACUCAACUGCCAAGGCACUGGCUGGAGCAGCCCUGGAAAGCGCACAGCAAAAGCUUGGUGUGGAAUCAAGACCAGAGGAGUGGACUGGCGUGGGUCUGGAAUGGCUGCGCAGUUUGCUAGGCCGGCGGGAGUGGACGCUUCCUUGUGUGGAUGUGAAGGUGCGGUUAUAAAUUGAUGAGUUGAGAGAUAUGAAUCAGAGCUGGGCUCUGAAUCUGCUCGUCAUGCAACAUUCUCACUUGAGGGCCAUCUGCGAAGAAAGCUCAUGCCCCCUUGGUGAGAGGUCGUGAAUUGGAUUCUCUACACACAUACGGAACUGGAUAUUGCGCUUCUUUAACUGACCCUAGUUUCUCGGUUUUGGAUUUGUAUCGAACUUUGAUCAUGUGAAAUUGGCCCCGUCCUUGGUUGGAACACGCAUUGCAUUGCAUAUAAGACAUUGGAGGAACCAUUACGACUAGACGGCAGAACAAGCAAAUUUUCAUUCAAAACCAUGCGCGAACAAUAAUCCAAUCCCGAAUCUUGAUAUUUAAUCCCAUAAUUAGCAGCAGCAAAGCCCUCAUGAAAUUUUCACUCAAACCAUCAUAGUUGGAGUUGCAGUCCCA